GCUGUGCAUAUAAGUUGCAGUUCACGUGACAGAUCGACAUGGCAGCUCCACCUGGUAGUGGACCGCCACCCGGUCUGCCUCCAGCGCGAGGACCGCCACCAGGCAGCGGGUUUGCCGGAGCCCCACCACCUGGCCUUGGAGGACCUCCGAUAGGACGCGGACCACCCCCUGGCCCACCGCGGGGUGGUGGUCCUCCUGGCGGCUUUCCAGGAGGGGGCCAACCCCCUGCAGGUCCUCCCGGACGCGGACCACCCCCCGGAGCCCCACCGGGGAGAGGUCCUCCACCAGGCGCCCCACCGGGAAGAGGGCCGCCGCCCGGCGCUCCACCUGGAAGAGGUCCUCCGCCGGGCGCACCACCAGGAAGGGGGCCACCCCCCGGCGCCCCGCCUGGUAGAGGACCGCCACCCGGUGCACCCCCAGGAAGAGGUCCCCCACCCGGUGCACCCCCAGGAAGAGGUCCUCCGCCGGGAGCACCACCUGGAGGUCCGCCUGGCGGCCCACCAAGAGGGCCUCCACCAGGAGCGCCGCCGGGAGGAGCACCUGGAGGCCCACCGCGAGGACCCCCACCAGGAGGCCCGCCAGGAGGCCCGCCGCGAGGGCCCCCGCCCGGUGGUCCGCCUGGAGCCCCUCCACGAGGUGCCCCCCCCCCACCAGGCAUGCCCCCAGGUGGUCCACCAGGAGGCCCCCCACGAGGCCUGCCACCAGGCAUGCCACCAGGAGGAGGAGUUCCGCCCAGAGGUCCGCCCGGCGGUCCCCCACCAGGGAUGCCACCAGGUCGAGGUCCCCCUGGCAUGCCACCAGGUGGCCCUCCUCGAGGCCCCCCAGGCAUGCCCCCAAGAGGCCCGCCAGGCGCCCCGCCACCGGGCAUGCCGCCGCGCGGACCGCCCGGCAUGCCUCCUGGUAUGAUGCCGCGAGGGCCACCGGGUAUGCCGCCUCGAGGUCCGCCAGGCAUGAGACCCCCGGGCAUGCCAGGUGCUGGCCCCCCAGGAGGGGCUCCACCAGGCGCGGUUCCCCGAUUUGGCAAGCUGUCGGUGAAGUUGCUCAAGGGGCUGGAGCUCAAAAGCUUGGGCACGUUGCAGACCGCUGACCCGUACUGCAAGCUGACUGUGGGCACGCAAACCUUCCAGACCAAGGUGCAUGAAAAGGGCGGCAAGAACCCCACGUGGAACGAAACGUUUGAGUUUAGCAUUUCCACGGAGAAGGAAUUGAUCAUGGAACUGUACGACAAAGAGCAAUCUGGCACGGAUCGGUUCAUGGGGCAAUGUCGCGUGGAUUUAAUUGCAUGGAUCGCGAAAGGCGGAUUCGAGGGCGACCUUGACCUCAAAGACGAACAAAAUCAAGAUGCGGGCAAAGUGGCGGCUGUUGUCAAGUUUACAAAGCCAGUCGUGGGACCAGCAGGUCCGAUCAAAGCCCCCCCACAGAUCAUUCCAGGGGCAGUGGGCCCCCCUCAAGGCAUGGGGGCACCGCCUGCCGCCCCCGCAGAGCCCCCGCGCGACCCGAACGGCAAAUUUAGCGACAGCGAAAUCCUCGAAGCGUUCAAGGCGUUCGAUUUGGACCACAACAACUACGUGGGGGCAGCGGAGAUCCGGCACGUGCUGAUCAACAUUGGCGAGAGCCCCACGGACGAAGAAGUGGACGAGAUGAUCCGGAUGGUGGACAUUGACGGUGACGGGCAAGUGUCGUUUGAAGAAUUCUACAAAAUGGUCACGGGGGGCAAGGAGCCGCCGUCGGGGCUGUUCGCGCCGGCGGCAGGGGACGAUCCCGCGGCGACCGCGGCCGUGUCAGGCGCGACGUCGUCGAUUCAGCUCCGGAACGAACGCAAGAAUACGCUGGAAGAGUUCUCGCAAGACAACAACAUCAAGCCCGAGUCAGUCAAGAAGGCGUUCAAGCGGUUCCAAGCCACCGACAAGGACGGGUCGGGGCAGAUUGACUAUACAGAAUUCUGCGAAAUCAUGCUCGUGGACCCGUCGCCGCAAUGUGAAAAGUUGUUUGGGCUGUUUGACAACGACAAAGUCGGCCGCAUCGACGUGCGCGAGUUUUUGAUUGCGUUGUCCAACUUUUGCGGCGCCGAGAAAGACGAGAAGCUCAAGUUUGCAUUCAUGGUGUUUGACGACGACGGCAACGGCGUCUUGUCCAAGAUGGAGCUGAUGAAGAUCCUCAAAGCCAACCACAUGGCGUCCAACGAGUCGGAAGUCGCGCGGAAGGCCGACACGAUCAUGUCCCAGGGCGACAAGGACGGCGACGGCGUCAUCACGUUCGACGAAUUCGCCGUCGUGAGCAAGAAGUUCCCCAAUAUCUUAUUCCCCGCGUACACGCUGGCACAGCAGGCUGACGCCAAGUAGUUCCUUGUAACGCAAAAUCAUCAUCGUAUUUGUACACAC
Molecule: messenger RNA, 2381 nt
Organism: Aphanomyces astaci
Lineage: Eukaryota; Oomycota; Saprolegniomycetes; Saprolegniales; Verrucalvaceae
Exons: 17
Coding region: 39-2342 (767 amino acids)
Molecular function (GO): calcium-dependent protein serine/threonine phosphatase regulator activity; calcium ion binding
Source: RefSeq, a predicted model, not a curated record